Spirodela intermedia is the source of this 171-nucleotide messenger RNA. NCBI's taxonomy places the organism in Eukaryota, Viridiplantae, Streptophyta, Magnoliopsida, Alismatales, Araceae. The record is from the annotation of a GenBank genome assembly.
AUGGGCACCCCAGCGCAGACGCUCUCCAGGACGGAGUUCCAUCCGCAGUGGCUCAGGAACCCCUUCACGGCGGCGUGGGCGAGCACUCCUGUCUGCGGAACCCACUCACUCGCCACCAGUCCCCUUCCCCCAGCCAUCUCUGCGAACCCAGACGACUCCUUCCGCCGCUGA